AUGCCGCCCCAAGACGAUGUAAAGGCCAAGUCAGACUCGGCCGCUGACUCUGGCGGCGGCGGCGACAGAAGUCCUGACAGCGGAGGAGUGCCUGUCAUCACAGAGGAAAUGGAGGCCAGCGCCCUUGGCUCGCCCAUGUCAGAAGUCAAGAAUGAGCCUGACGAGCCAUCACCAUCAUCGCCACCGUCAUCUGUCAAGGCUGAGAGCCUGCCUGUCAAGGCUGAACCUAGCGACGAUGCUUUGGUUACUAGCAGUGUUGGCGGCGACAUCACGCUGAAGCAAGAGCCCGGAAAACCUCCAAAGCUCGCGCGCAGUGCCUCCCAGAAGGUCAUUGCUCGCCCACCACAGCUUUUCGACCACUUGCCCAACAGCGCCAACGAGGCAACUGCGAGUUUCGAGGUUAUUGGCAGUUGCAUCUAUUCGAGCAAGUACAUGGGCCACACGGAACAUGCCAUGGAAUGCGAUUGCGCCGAAGAAUGGGAUGGAAAAGUCAACCAUGCCUGCGGCGAGGAUUCUGACUGUAUCAACCGAGCAACCAGAAUCGAAUGCUUGAAUGACUGCGGCUGCGGCCGAGACUGUCAGAACCAGCGCUUUCAGCAGAAAGAAUACGCCAAUGUGGCGGUCAUCAAAACGGCCAAAAAGGGCUAUGGCCUUCGCGCAGAAUCCGAAAUCCGGCCGCAUCAGUUCAUUUACGAAUAUAUUGGCGAAGUCAUCAACGAAGGGAAUUUUCGACGUCGGAUGAUCCAAUACGACAAAGAAGGGAUCAAGCAUUUCUAUUUUAUGUCUCUAAAUAAAGGCGAGUUUGUCGAUGCCACCAAAAAAGGCAACUUGGCUCGCUUCUGCAACCACUCGUGCAAUCCAAACUGCUAUGUCGAUAAAUGGGUAGUGGGCGAGAAACUUCGCAUGGGAAUCUUUGCUGAGCGACUCAUUCAACCCGGAGAGGAGCUGGUCUUCAACUACAACGUCGACAGAUAUGGAGCCGAUCCUCAACCGUGUUAUUGCGGCGAACCGAAUUGCACUGGCUUCAUAGGUGGCAAGACCCAGACGGAACGGGCAACCAAAUUAUCCAAUGCAACGAUAGAGGCGCUUGGUAUUGAGGAUUCAGAGGAUUGGGACAUGGCCGUAGCCAAGCGGCCGCGCAAGAAGAAGACGGAAGAGCCAGACGAGGAAUAUGUGGAGAGUGUGCAGCCCAAGUCGCUGGAUGAAACGGGCGUGACCAAGGUCAUGGCGGCGCUGAUGCAGUGCGCCGAGAAAUGGAUUGCUGUCAAAUUGGUUGGAAGAAUACAACGAUGCGAAGAUGAGCGGGCCCUGAAUCGAGUUGUGAAGAUGCACGGCUAUCGAAUACUGAAUUCGCAGCUUAGCCUGUGGAAGGGGGACAUCAACGUGGUGCUACAAAUCCUCGAAGUGCUGUCGAAACUACCCGCUCUCACGCGAAAUAAGAUUAUCGACUCUGACAUCGAAUCGACGGUCCAGCAAUUGAUCACGUCGGAAGACGAGCGAGUGGCAAAGCAGGCCUCGACGCUGCUCGAGGUCUGGUCCAACCUGGCUGUUGGAUACCGAAUCCCUCGUAUGAAACGCGACCCAACGGCAACCACAACGCCAGUGGUCAGUCAAUUUGAACGACGCGAAACAGCCCCGGGCGACCAACGCAACCGGUCCAAGUCUCGAACGCGGUCACGGUCACGCUCCAUCGAGCCUCCACGGGGCCCUGCGGCACAGACACGCGGUGGUGGCUUUAGCGCAGCUCGAAAUAUUCCUCCUCAUAAUCGGGCCCCCCGGUUUCCGCGAGCUCCUCCGCUUCCCCAAGGCUGGUCUGAGAGGUCGGAUGUCGAUGGCCGAACAAUGUAUUUCACGGCGAAUGGUCACUCUCAGUACGAACGGCCGACCCUGCCAGCUGCGGAUAUGCCAGCUGCAGGCUCGUUGAAAAGGAAGCAUUUUCGAGAGAUGAUUGAUAACAUUAUGGAAUCUCGCUCGUCGGAAACCCCCAGGGACAAGACAAGCACUCCAGGCACUCCACAACCGCCCAAGUCAGAGUCCAAGAAAGAAUCAUGGAGGUCGUAUUCGGAAGAAAAACAAAAGAAGAUUUACGAAAAUACGAUACAUCCCCACGUCAAAUAUGUGGUGGACAAAUUCAAGAAGAAAUUGCCCAAGGACGAUUUGAAGCGAUACGCGAAAGAGGUUGCAACAAAGUUGGUUGACUCGGAUUUCAAACACGGCCGAGUCGAGGACAUCACGCAGGUUUCGGACAAACAGCAGCAAAAGAUCAAGAAAUACUGCAAGGAGUAUUUUGAAAAGGCUGUGGCUAAACAGCGAGCGCAUGAAAAGAAAAAGGCCGACAAGAAACCGGGCGACAGCAAAUCCAAGGAUACAACACCACAAGCCCAAGCGGGUUCACCAGAUGAUGAGCCCAAUAACAUAAACAACAACAACAUCAACAAAGAGUCUGAGAGCGACCGCGACUUUGAUAUGGAUCAUGACGGCGGCGACUCAGAACAACAGGAGCCAGCGAUGACGAAACGAAAGAGAGACCCCGACACCGAGGUUGACAAGGGCAAUGCCUCGCCGAUGAAGCGGCCCAAAUCGUCGACGCCGUUGCUUGACCAACAGUCUCUUCCUCCUUCAGAAGUAGAAGACGAAGACGAAGAAGACGACGCAGAAAGACUAAACGAUGAGCAGCUGGCCCAUGCGGGCCUCGCAGCUUCUUCCCAUCAGACGUCGAAUCAUUUCUUCGUCAACAACCCAGCAGUGAAAUUUCACUUUCUAAACGUCAUUCUCGGAAACGCAGAAACAGUACUAUCGACCACUACGACAAUGGCGGUUCGCGCACAGUUUGAAAACUCGAAUGAGGUUGGUGUGUUUGCGACACUGACGAAUUCAUAUGCCGUCGUGGCUAUCGGCGGAUCCGAAAAUUUCUACAGUGUCUUUGAAGCCGAACUGCAAGACGUUAUCCCCAUUUGCCAUGCUUCAAUCGGCGGAACACGAAUCGUUGGACGACUGACAGCUGGAAACCGCAAGGGCCUCCUCGUGCCCACGUCAACUACAGAUCAAGAACUGCAACACCUGCGCAACGCGAUCCCAGAAGCCGUCAAGAUCCAACGGAUAGAAGAGCGGUUGUCGGCACUCGGAAACGUGAUUUGCUGCAACGACCAUGUCGCGCUGAUACACCCUGAUUUGGAGCGGGAGACUGAGGAAAUAAUCGCCGACGUCCUCGGCGUCGAAGUCUUCCGUCAAACUGUCGCCGACAAUGUCCUCACAGGCUCAUACAUGGCCCUCUCCAACCAAGGCGGAAUCGUGCAUCCCAAAACCUCUGUUCGCGAUCAAGACGAGCUAUCCUCGCUGCUGCAAGUACCUCUCGUCGCAGGCAGUGUGAACCGCGGAAGUCCCGUGGUCGGUGCAGGCAUGGUGGUGAAUGACUGGCUCGCUGUGACGGGUUUGGAUACCACAGCUACAGAACUUAGUGUUGUGGAGAGCGUGUUUCGGUUGGGUGAGAUGGGUGCUAAAGGGUUGGGUAUGGGCAAUGCUAAUAAGGAGAGUAUUGUGGAGAGCUUUUACUAG
This is a messenger RNA of Talaromyces rugulosus, 3555 nucleotides long. RefSeq lists its product as uncharacterized. Gene Ontology annotation, cellular component: chromosome; nucleus; nucleolus. Bases 1 to 3555 code for a protein of 1184 amino acids. The transcript is spliced from 9 exons. NCBI's taxonomy places the organism in Eukaryota, Fungi, Ascomycota, Eurotiomycetes, Eurotiales, Trichocomaceae. Gene Ontology annotation, molecular function: protein binding; histone H3K36 methyltransferase activity; ribosomal large subunit binding. The record is from RefSeq and is a predicted model, not a curated record. Gene Ontology annotation, biological process: maturation of LSU-rRNA; maturation of 5.8S rRNA; cytosolic ribosome assembly.